AUGUCCAACCUCGCAGAUCUCGGGUCGAAGCUCUUCCACGCGCAAGAAGAAUUCCGCCCAAAGAUCGUGUCGACGGACAAGCGCGUCCGCGGCCUGCUGGACGGGAAAUGGAUCUUCGACACAACGGGUGCGAAGCUGGUCUGGGAACACAAGUUCUUCCCUUACUAUUGGAUCCCGAAGGCCGACUUCCUGCCCACGGCGACGUUCACGGACGACAAGCCCAUCUCAGGGAUCCAGCAGUCAACCUCGGAGCUGAGCGUGGAAGGGUCUGAGAAAUCGGUCUCGGCGCUGCUCGUGCCGGACUCGUUCAACUCGGAGCUGGCGGGGUUCGUCAAGAUCGAGUUCAAGGCGCUGGACGCGUGGUACGAGGAGCAGGCGCCCGUGCUGUACCACCCGAAGGACCCCUUCCACCGGGUCGACAUCCUCCCGUCUGGAAGAAAAGUGCGAGUCGAGAUUGACGGCGUCGUCGUCGCCGACACCGGAGACGAGGGCGGUGUGCAGUCGCUCUGGGAAACCAAUUUCCCCGGCCGCUGGUAUCUGCCACGCACGGCCGUCAACUGGCAGUAUCUGAAGCCCAGCGAGACCAAGACCGGCUGCCCUUACAAGGGCCAGGCGAGCUAUUACAGCGCGGUCAUCAAUGGGAAGGAGCAUAGUGAUGUCGUCUGGUGGUAUCCGAACCCCACCCAUGAGAGUGUGCAGGUUGCAGGCCUGUUGUGCUUCUACCCGGACAAGGUCGAUACUUUUGUCGAUGAGAAGCCGAUCGCGAAGAUCGGCAUGCGCCUGCCGACCUCGAGUAAGAAGGAUAAUGAGGAUCUGGAUAAGUUGCGCGCAAGUGCAAAGGCGAGUAGCUGCAAUUGCUAG
This is a messenger RNA of Exophiala aquamarina CBS 119918, 861 nucleotides long. RefSeq lists its product as uncharacterized. The record is from RefSeq and is a predicted model, not a curated record. Lineage: Eukaryota; Fungi; Ascomycota; Eurotiomycetes; Chaetothyriales; Herpotrichiellaceae. Bases 1 to 861 code for a protein of 286 amino acids. The transcript has 2 exons.